Molecule: messenger RNA, 924 nt
Organism: Impatiens glandulifera
Lineage: Eukaryota; Viridiplantae; Streptophyta; Magnoliopsida; Ericales; Balsaminaceae
Exons: 6
Coding region: 99-617 (172 amino acids)
Biological process (GO): positive regulation of proteasomal ubiquitin-dependent protein catabolic process
Cellular component (GO): Cul4-RING E3 ubiquitin ligase complex
Source: RefSeq, a predicted model, not a curated record
CCCCCAAAAAAUUAUAUUUUUUUCCAUCUUUCCUCCUCAAGACUCACUUUUCUUUAUCAGCGUCAAAUCCUUUGCGACGACUCUCACUUGGCGGCGCCAUGAGUUCCUCCUCCAAAUCUUCUCCUGAAUCGACGCCCGGUGCUGUUUCUAAAUAUCUUGCCGGCCUUCCUUCUCGUGGCCUCUUCUCCUCCACUGUCACGUCUUCAAACCUGGGCGGAAUGCGUGUAUAUACAUGUGAUCAUGAUACAUCACCCCCAGAGAACCAGCUAAUAAAGACUGACCAAAUGAACAUACUUAUAAGAUCUCUUAUGCUUAAGAAGACAAAGAAUGAGUCCAAUUCAAAGGAUGCAAAGGGAACAGUUUCAACUGAAGGUUCAAGAAAGAGGCCUAGUGAAAGAGUUGAAACUGACAAUAAAACAGCUAAAAAGAAGUCCAUAACAAAUGCCCAAGCUUCUUCUGGUGAAGGAGUUUCAAAAUCCGGUGGUGGUGGUGUUGAUAAGGAUUUGCAGAGAUUAACCGUGGAGAGACUUCGCGCACUCUUGAGGGAGAAAGGUCUAUCACAAAAAGGAAGAAAGGAUGAGCUAAUAGCACGACUGAGGGCGGCGAACAACAGCUGAGCUGAACCAUGUUAUAAUACUGGAGCAGAAAUACUGGCCACAAACUCUAAUUUAGUGUUAGGGAAGAGAAAGUGAGGAAGUGAAACUUUUUUGCAAAAAUGUUUAUGGUUUUUCUCUUGUUAUUUGGCCAUUUGUUGUCUAUUAUGAAUAUUAUUAGGUUACUUUUCUUAGACUAUUUGUGCAUGACUAUUGACAAGUGUGAAUCUAUCAUUCAUGAACAACUUUGCCAUCAUGCUUUAAAACCGGUAUUGCUUUGAUGCAAAGGUAUAAUAGAAAAUGGAGGAAAUGAUCUCUUAUCUUCUCAUUU